Helobdella robusta is the source of this 1554-nucleotide messenger RNA. RefSeq lists its product as hypothetical. Gene Ontology annotation, biological process: microtubule anchoring. The record is from RefSeq and is a predicted model, not a curated record. The transcript has 11 exons. NCBI's taxonomy places the organism in Eukaryota, Metazoa, Annelida, Clitellata, Rhynchobdellida, Glossiphoniidae. Gene Ontology annotation, cellular component: cytoskeleton; ciliary basal body; centriole. The coding region runs from base 1 to 1554 and encodes 517 amino acids. Gene Ontology annotation, molecular function: microtubule binding.
AUGAAGAUAGGACGGAUGAGAUGGAGAAAUUACUUGAAAAUUGAUGGGGCGGUAACCGGAAGUAAGAACAGGAGGAGAGAACGUGAGGAAGAGGAUGAAGAUGAUGAACCAUGCGCAGAACGCCGACCGGAAAUAGAUGCUUCGCUCGACCGGAAACGGAAACGCCACAAAUGUCCCCACAAUCCAACCGGACUGCCCAAAACUACUGAGCCAUGCACAUUCUCCGAGUACAACAAUCAGUACUUGCCCCACCCGCUAGAGGCCACCAGAAGCUACAAGCCCGAGGUCAAAGUUCACACAAACUCAGGGCCCAUGGACGAUCUGACCACGCAUAAAGUGGAUUACGUUCCGCAUGCAGUAGCGGAAAAAAUUCAGCCAGUGAAGGAGAAGUACCAGGCACCAGAGGGCGACAUGGACCUGAUGACCAACUACUCCAAAGAAUAUACAGAGAAGCCCUUGCAGCCGUUGAAAGCGAGCCGGCCUGCAGUGUACAGGAAGGCAGCUGGAAAGUUUGAAGCCGAACCGACGUACGCAGCUGAUUACCGCGAGUGGGAAAUGCAACCGAGAGAGCGAGCCAAAGGAGAACCGAAUCUAUACCGACCACCCGACCAGCCCUUCGAUGCCAGCACCAACUAUCAGAACGAGUUUUUACCGAAACGAGUCGAGCCGAGAAAGAAUAUGAAACCGAUGGAAUCGAAUGUGCUGCCGGACCAACCAUUCGACGGCGAUACACAUUAUAAGCAGGACUACAUCCAACACCCUCUGGCCAUUCGCGAGGUGAAGGACAAACCGACGUGGAAGCCCAACGACGCCCCCCUAGAUGACUUGUCCCACUACAAAAAAGAUUUCACACCGAAGGCGGCCGAUCGGGCCAACAACUUCAAACCCGAGUCGAACCCCUACAAGUCGGAGGCCCCGUUCGAUGGAGACACUACCCAGAAAACUGAUUAUGUGCCAUGGGCAGUGGAGAGAAGAGAUCAACCGAGAGAGAGAGAGGCUUACAAAAAGCCAGACGGUGAUUUCGACCACCUGACUACAACCCAACUGGACUACAUACCUAAGGCAUUUGAGAAGCAGGUUUACAGGAAACCGAUCGAAGCUAUGAAACCGACCGGCAGAUUCGACGACACCACCAAUUAUAAGUCGGAGUAUUUGCAAUGGAAACCAUCGAGUGCAAGCAGGCCAGUUCAGAGGCCCAAGGAGGAGUACGUUCCGAACGAAGCACCAUUCGACGGUCUGCCCAUUUACCAGUCAGACUAUCAACGUCACAAUGGAGCAAUGGCGGCCCGCAGUUUGAAGCCAGCAAUCAGCGAAUACACUCUAGAUAAGGGCCCAAUGGAAGAUUGGACGGAAUAUAAAAAGGAAUUUUACAAAAAAGAGGCCCCCUUAUGUCCCGCGGCCCUCCUGGCCGUAGGGAGGGAGCACACCCCAUACAAGUUCAUGCACUCAGACGAUGACGGUCACAAAUGGUUUGAAAUGCCGAACUUUCCCAGAGGACAAUUGGGCUUGACCGGCAAAUCUGGCUCAGCCACUUACAUUGUGGGAGCUAGAUAA